This is a messenger RNA of Dictyostelium purpureum, 2213 nucleotides long. RefSeq lists its product as uncharacterized. Bases 261 to 1808 code for a protein of 515 amino acids. The transcript has 4 exons. Lineage: Eukaryota; Evosea; Eumycetozoa; Dictyosteliales; Dictyosteliaceae. Gene Ontology annotation, biological process: intracellular signal transduction; protein phosphorylation. Gene Ontology annotation, molecular function: ATP binding; protein serine/threonine kinase activity. The record is from RefSeq and is a predicted model, not a curated record. Gene Ontology annotation, cellular component: cytoplasm.
AUUUCACUCACAACAGACACACAUAUAACACCUACAAUAAUAAACCAACAAACCUACACAACUGAAAAUCAAACUUUUUAUAUAUCAAAAAAGAAAAAAAAACAGAGGAAGAAAAAAUUAAAAAUUUUAAAAAUUUGGUUGGAGAAAAAAAAAAAAAAAUAGAUAAUUUAUAAUUUUAAACAACAAAAUAAUUAAUAAAAACUAGAUAAUAUAAAAAUAAUAAAAGCUAGAUAGAAAUAAUAGUAAUAGUAUAGUAUAGAAUGGAGGUUGAGCAAAACUACAGCUCAAAUUUUAUAAUUCAUUUAAAUGAAAACGAAGAUAAUGGAAUCUCAUAUAGAUCUAGAAAAUCCCAACCUAAAUUAGUCAAGCAUUAUAUAUUAGGUGAGGUUUUGGGUGAAGGUGCAUAUGGUAAAGUUAAAGAUGGCAUGGACUCAUUUACACAAAAAAGAGUUGCCGUCAAAAUUUUAAAAAGAGCAAGAUUAAAAAAGAUUCCAGGAGGUGAAGCAUCAGUUUUAAAAGAAAUUAAUAUCACAAAGAAAUUACAUAACAAGCAUGUUAUAAAAUUAAUCGAUCAUUUUAUUAUUGAAGAAAAAGGAAAAUUAUAUAUAGUAUAUGAAUAUGUUGGUGGUGGUACAUUACAGAAUUUAUUAGAAAAUGCACCCAAUGGUAAAUUACCACAACACCAAUCACAAUUUAUUUUUAAGCAAUUAAUUGAAGCAAUCGAAUAUAUUCACACACAAAAGAUUUUACAUAGAGAUAUCAAACCAGACAAUAUACUAUUUACACAUUCAAAUAUAUUAAAACUAAGUGAUUUUGGCGUAUCAGAGGAUUCCUCACAAUUGGAAGAUUUUGAAUGUUUAUCAAGAUCAUAUGGUUCACCAGCUUUUCAACCACCAGAGUUAACACAAUUUCAAACUUCAUUUUCACCAUUUAAAAUCGAUAUUUGGGCAAUGGGUGUAACAUUGUAUUUAAUGACUAUUGGUAAAUUCCCAUUCUCUGGUGUCAAUAUGUAUGUUCUCUUUGAAAAUAUUUCAAAAUGUAAAAUUGAAUUCCCAAACGAUUUAGACAAGGAUUUGGUUAAUUUAAUAAAAGGUAUCUUACAAGUAGAUCAUAUACAAAGAUUUUCAUUAGGUCAAAUUAAAAAUCAUCCAUGGGUUUUAAAAUAUAUACCAGAAACCGAACCAUCAAUUCAAUUAUUGGAAGAAACUAAAUUUUUACCAUUAGAAAUGGCAUAUGGUGAUGAAAGUAAUGACGAUGAAUUGAUUUUUGGUUAUGAAAAUGAUGCAAGUACUAUCGAUUUACAAGACCCAGAAUUUAUUCCAUCCUCAACCUCUGUUAAUGAAAGCUCACAUCACAAUCAUCACUAUAUUACUACAUCCACAAGUAUUCCAUCAAUCCCACCAACUAUCCAAACUGGUCAAACCAUCUAUCAUCAUAAUUUUGUUGGUGGUGUUCAUCCAAUUGAACAAGAUCCUGUACAUAUAAAAAGAAGUUCCAUUGGUACCAAUAUUUCCGAUGCCUCCAUCAUUCGUGAAAACUAUAUUAGUUCUGACAAUGAUGACCUCAACAAUAUCAGAGGAACUUGUGACCUUAGUGACAACGACUAUAUCUCUGACGAUUGCGACGAAAGCUAUCUUCAUCACCAUAGUCAAUUGGCCGGUGAAUAUCCCCAUCAAACCACUGCCAAUGGUAAUGAUUUAAACCCAAAUCGUUCAUCACCCCAACCUCCUUUAAGAAAUUCAAGUAAUAGAAGACCAAAAAUUACCUUUGAAUCUCCAUAUAACAAGUCCAAAUGUAUCAUUAAUUAAACACCAUGUCAAUUUAUUUAUACCCAUAUAUUUAUAAAAAAUUCACAACCCCACAAAUACACAUCAUCAACUAUAUAUUAUAAUAGCAACAAAUAUCAAAUAAUUAUAUUAGAAAUAAUCAUUCACCAACACAUUCGAAAUAGUUUUCAAUUGUAUUGGUUUUUAAUCUAUUUCUUUAGACAAUAGCACCUCUUCGAUUAAAAAGAGUUUAUUUUUAAUUUUUCACAAACCCAAAACAUUUGUGAACAAAUUAUAUUAAUAUUUUUAAGCUAUUUUUUUUUUAUAAAAAUUCUUUCUCUUUUCUUUUUUAUAGAAAGCUGUAAAUAUCUUUUUUUUUUUUUCUAUAAAAAAAAAAAAACUAAAAAAAAACUAAAUAAAAAUUUUAUUUUUUUUGUAUAUAUUAUU